Molecule: messenger RNA, 8058 nt
Organism: Gregarina niphandrodes
Lineage: Eukaryota; Apicomplexa; Conoidasida; Eugregarinorida; Gregarinidae
Exons: 1
Coding region: 1-8058 (2685 amino acids)
Source: RefSeq, a predicted model, not a curated record
AUGGGGAAGUCAGUGGCGUUGCUGGCGUUGCGUCAUCUAGCCGUUGAGGUCGUAGCUGGAAAUUACGGUAUAGACUUGGAGUAUGAACCUGAUCCCGAUAUCUUGCCGGUAACAGGUAACACCUAUACCGAGGUGGAGAAUGUGACCCGGCCCUGGAGAGCGUCCUGCCGCGGUUCUAACCUUCACAUACUUGUCUCUGGUGUCAGUCAACUGCUGGUCGAUUCCAAGGAUUUAAACGUGUUGGUGAAUGAGAGCACCCUAACCGUAAAACAGAUUUCUCUCCAAUGCAAGUGCAGCCAGUGCGGCAAGAGCGAGCAUCACAGGAGGAGUACCCGCAGCAAACAAGCAGAUUCAAAAGGUAGGAAUGAGCGCCUGACCGGUGAUGAUUGCCGGGUGGCUAUAGAGCAGAUCUCAGGACAAUUUACUGGCACAGAUCUCGGGACUACGAUGCUCACAUACCUGCGCUUCUGCCACGAGAGGCCGAAGCGGGAAUCCCAACUACCUUACAACGCGUUGUUGUGGAGUAAAUGGAGCUUGUCAGUUGCUAAACCGAUUGAGCUGGAAGUGGCGGAGCCCACUCUUCCGAGUGCUGUGAAGAUAACGACAAAAGUGCAGGCGGGAACUCUAGAUGUUAGUCACAAAGUCAGCUGCGCAUCUUGCCGUAGCUGGGACCCUGUGAAAGUACCUUUGUUGCAGUACAAGUGGGGCCUAGAUUUAGUGGACACCAUCGUCCUGGUAAAAGUCAAUAAACUAUUCUGGAAUGAUCCGUGUGCCACGGAUACAACUACUGAAGAUGCAGUGGUGGGAGAAGCCGGAAACACUGAGCGCCGCACCAUACCCCACCAAUUCUAUCCCACUUAUAUACCGAAAUUUGUUCAUCAUGUUCGCGCACAAUUACAUGAUGAAUGGUAUCCGAUGCUCCGUCAUAACGGCGUGGCCCACACUGAGCUGAUCUAUGACUGCUGGCACCUGAGAUUUACGGGAACUGAAGGUCGCCUGACUGACGAUCUUCAUCCAGUAGCCGCAGACGGACGCCCAGUAUGUGCCGACAACACGGAAGUUCGGUCUCCCGAAGGUAGUCGUCCCGGAAGCCACGAUUCGCCGCCUUCAAUACGACUGGAUAAAGCUUUAUCAGGACUUGGUCGGAAUCGUCAGUGCGUGACCAUGAAGGUGCGUGGCACAGUGGAGGUUGUUGCGUCUUACUUGGGCUGUGGCAUUGAUGCGUACCUCUGGUGGUUAUACGCCAAUCAUUUGUAUCGUUGCUAUCGAGUAAACAAAAAGCCUCUUCCGGAGCGGGAAGCGACGUAUGUUGAGUCUGCGAAGCUCAUGGCGAAGAAUCGGGAGCAAAUUGAACUGGGCAAACGGUGUCCUUGGCUCACCAAUCAGCGGACGUCAGACCUAAUAAAAACCAUAUCGUGUCUCCGAUCAACCUGGAGCGUGUCCAGACUUCUCAACAACAGUUUGGUCGACAUCCGGGUAGACCAAAUUACCGUUCGGCUUGCAACCCUAGCAUCCGAUGCCACCUCACAUCAUCUGGUACCGGAAACGGUACCGGAACCGACGGGCACCGAGCCACUCCUCAGUCUUGUAGUAACUGAUGUCACCGUACAUCUAAGUCCUGUAAUCGGUGGGGUGUGUGUGAGGGUAAGUAAAGUGGAAAGAAUACCGGAUGGAAUACCGGAUGGAACGCGGGAUGGAAUACCGGAUGGAAUACCGGAUGGGAUAACGGAUAGGAAACCGGACGGGAGACCCGAGGGGAAGACCGGUCUCUUCACGACACCGGAUGGCCAUGGGACGGACCACGGAGCUGGGGCGGAUGGAAGGGACCCCUGGGACGCCUUUAGCCAGUAUGGCGUGAUGGCUACAGGGAUUACCUACUAUACUCCGUACGACUACUCCCGCUCGGAGGUGGCGUUGGACUACUGCUACAUAUCAGGGGACAUCGGCACUCUGACCUGGCUUGCUAACCUUUGUUGGAGUGGCACGAUAAUAUUGUACAUAAACCUUCUGUACAAGGAGCAUUGUCCGGCAUUCAACCAUUUCCGUCAGAGGGGCGGGCUGGAUCAGAACAUAGCAUUAAUUGUGAACAAAGUGCGGGUGGAUCUGGCUGGCGACUCGACCAGCAAUACAAAGCCUCCAGUGAGCAAUGAACCUUCUGACCUUGAAGUUUCAAGCUUGGAGCCUUCAGACCACAAACCGUCCCGUCUGGGUUUGGCUGGUGCCAGAGUAUGCGACGGCCGUUCAAGGUCUUUUCUGGUGCCCCGGCACUGGCGUUUCGAAGGGGUUCAUUUCAUCAAGGACAAGCGCACGAACCAUACGUACGUGAGAGCGGACACAGCACGUGCCUGUGAGUACCACCGCCUUUUCUUGUUGCUUGGCCGAGGCGAAUUUUGGUACGGCACCGCCAAGUCCGUCCCGGCUGGUCUCGGGGGUCGCGCGAGUAUUCUGGACGGCCGAGUCGUGAACCCCCAGGCGGUGAAUGAGCUUUACUAUUCGGAGUUUCCCUGCGAUGUCGAGAUCAAGAGAAUGUCAGUGGCCUUGCAGUUCCUCAACAUCUACGUCGAAGAACCUCUGGACAACUUCGGCGCCUACAUGGAGGAGUCUCUCUCCAAACUCCUCACUUUCUCCAACAUCUUCUCCGUCCCGCCUCCCGCAGUCGUAGACUGCUUUGCCGCAGUAUCCAAACGAACUCGACCCGCAUUCUUUCCUCUGGCUCAGUCAACUUAUACUUGCGAUGCGUUCAAGAUCCAAGUUCACAGCCGAAGGAACAACCCCCCGCGAGCGCAGCCCGCCUCGAACCGCGGGGUUAAGACUCGCGAAGGGACCGCCCACUCUCCCAGAGCACACUCGCCGAGGGUGCAUUCUCCGAGAGUACAUUCCCCGCGAGCGCCUUCGCCACGGACAUCAGUGGAUGUCGCAGCCACAGAUCGCACUCCUUGGCUCAAUACCGAGUGCGAAAUAAGACAUGCGCAACGGCGAGUCUUGGAGCGAGUCGUGGAGCGAGCCGGGCAGCGGUCGACGGUGAAUGACCUACUCAGGCCGGACGGUAACCCGCUGCCAGGUGCCGAACCUCGCCAGUCUGCGGACAACCAAUGGCUAGACAAUCAGAUAUCUGGAGGCAGCCAGUGGUUGGAUAAUCAGCUGUCAGGCACUACGUUGUCAGACAACAAGUGGUCCGAUACAGAUUGGUCAAGUCUGCAGUACUUUUCGCAGUGUUCUAGGCUAAGACGGUCAAGGUCUGUGCCGUUCGACUUGUCUAUGGUGCGGUGCAUCUCCGAGGAAGGAAUUUGUGAGAGAAGGGUCUACAAGGGAGGAUUUUGUGAGGGAGGAAUUUGUGAGGGAGGGAGCCCGAGGGAGUUGUCUGCCGAGAGAGCUAACACACGACAGAGAGCUCCCGUGACCGCUGCAACAGUCAAGAGCUUGGACGAGAUCACCGCGGAGCUUCUAGGACCGGACAUGUGUCGCAACCCGGUGGUGGUCAAGGAGCUUGUGCUCAUGUUGAAGGAGCUGCUGAACAGUCUUGGAGACAUCCGCCGCGAGGACGAAAAACAGCCGUCCGACGACGUAGCCCGUGGCAGUAGACAACAUUUCAUCACCUCCUGGCAGCCACAGUGUUUCAACAUUGUCGCAAAGGACCUCAGUACGCAGUUCAACCAAGACGUGUGGGUCUGCAAACCGCGCUACAACUCGGUGGCAGUCACCGCCAAAGAGUUCAAGCUGCAAGGAGCGAAGCCGUUCAACGAGUUUUGCGUCGCCAGCAUUCAAUACAAGUGCUUCAAACAGUUCACGAAGCGACCGGUCCACUCUGGCCACGAGUCCGACAGUUCCAGGGGCGACGGUCAAGACGUCCCCUCGACGGAACCCGGCACCGAUUGGUUACAAGAACGAUGGAGCAACGAGCUCAACCUGCAAGGCAAUCGCCUUGCACUCCCGGAGGCGAACCUGGUCAGCUACGACCAGGUUAGACUGGUCACAGCCUUCUUUACCGCUUGCUCCAAAUGCAACGUCAAACCCAUCUCUCUACUGCCAGCGGCCCCCAAGCCAACGACGGCCACUACAGCGACGGCCACUUCAGCGACGGCCACCACAACGACGGCCACUACCGCGACGGCCACCACAACGACGGCCACUACAGCGACGGCCACCGCAACGACGGCCACCGCAACGACGGCCACUACAGCGACGGCCACUACAGGGACGGCCGCAGCUUGGACGACCACGUCCAGCACCACGACGUCCACCCCGACUGUGCCCGGCCGUGCUGGAACAGCGCCUGUGAGUGCUCCGGCUAGGUGGGUGCUGCAGCUCUUAGACUCUGAAGUAAGCCUCUACGACGGAGCACUCACGGUCUCUGCGGCCGCUGCGGUCGAAGCGUGUGCAGAGUCCCGAAAGAAGACGAAGCCGGGCGGCCCCCCGGGCGAGUCAACCGCCUCUCUUUGCUUGAACAUUCAGGCCUUAUUGUGUCUCAAGGUGUACGGCACGUCAGUGAUUAAACUCAGGCCACCAUUUUCCCUCUCCUUCCUGGACCGACAACUGACCGUGACAGGCCGCGUGCUGGAAGUACAGCCCUUGCCGUCCACCCUUAUCAUCCUACUGCAAAUCCAGAACCGAAUUUCAUCCAUUCUGAAAGGCUACCAGGUCCGGAAACAGGCAGCUCAAACAGCUCAAAACCCGCCGGCUCAAGACCAGCCAGCCCAAGAACCUCCUGGUCAAGACCACCUGGCCCCAGACCACGACCUACCAACUACCGGUCAGGGUAUGGAUUACGCUGCGUUGGCUGAACAAGUGGUGCUCGCGCUUCACACCAGCGACAUGACCAGCGCCCAGGACGAGUGUGAGGGUCCGCUGCACAGCCGUCUCGACGUACCAGAGGGACUGCCACCCAAACGGAACGUACCCACAUCCCCCAGCGGGCCCGAGCUGGAUCUCUGGUCCGGCAAAAGCCGUUCCCGAGUGGCCCCCCGGAGGGCCGCCUCCGGCUCGGAACGAUCCACUUGGUUGACCGAGCGAGCCGUCGACUCUCUCAGCCUGUCGUCGCCCCGAGACUCACGUUCAGGCGGGCCUAAUGCCGACACACCCGUCAGCCUCUGCUCGCCCACGAUUCUUAACUCACACUCCAGAAGCCAGCUCCGGCCCACGCUUGAGGUGCCCCAAGAAGAAGAGCGACCGGAAGAGGGAUCGCAGCGACCGCAAGAAAAAUCGCGGCGGCCGGCCGGACAGCAGCGACCGGCAGACGGGUGCAGAUUCGAGUGCAACAUAGAACAGUUGAUUGUGCGCCUCGGACCUUACACCAACAUCAGCGCUAAGCUGUUGCGUUACGAACCGGGUGUGGCUAGUGCCGGCUCCGUUCGCGUGUUACAGCAAGUGAGCGAUCCCGCAUGUAGUCAUCUCGCUUGCUUCCACGCCAAUGUGGUUGACGUCCUCUGCACCCGCGAGCCACGCGGCCAGUGCCGCCUAUCACUCGGUUCGGCUACCAUGCACAUCACACCUGCCCUUGUCGUCUCUUGCGUCCGUAGUAACGUGCUCGCCUUCACCCACUUCCUCCGCAACUACCUGCCGCUGAACGGAGCAGCGCGGGCGCACACUGGACUGCACUACGACACGUGCCUACCAACGGAGGCCACCGGCUUCGUGCACAGGGGAAACUGCGCCAGCCACGGCGCCAGCCACGGGUGGGAUGCGGCCUACGGCUGUCCGACCAGUGGGCUUGCGGACACGACGGACUCCCGACCAGCCCUGUCCGUCGUAAUGUCACUGCGGAAUGUGGCUGUCCACGUGCAAGAGACGGCGUUCUUGACGACCAAAGGCAAACCCACGCCGUCGGCACUACGGCGCUGGGCAUUCCGGCCUACUUCGGAACUGGCAGGCGAGCACCUCCAUUUGCUGAAUAUCACCCAGAUCAACCUUGAUCCUGACUGGCGACGACCUUGCAGCAGAGAGCCGUUUAGUCGCGACCCCAACCCAUGUAAUCGCGACACUAAUCCAAGUAAUCACUAUCCCAACACCUACCCGGUUUGGAACGGUGCCAUCCCAAGAGAAGUGCUGGGGGACAUGGUGUUCUUCGUGACCUUGGAGCGGGACCAUGUGAUUGCGAAGCCGUGGCACCGGACUUCGCCGUUCCAGAACACGACAGGUGGGUUGGUAUUGGAGACUCCGUCGGUGUACGCUAGUCGUCGCGCCGGGGCAUGGGCAGUAAGUGUUCCGGAGUUAGUAUUGCGCGGCUCGGCCAAGGAGGCUGAGGAGUUGGCGCGAAUGGACCUGGUCGUGGAGCGCACGAUAACGCACACGACAGCGGCUGUGGAGAAGUUGCUGGCUAAUCUGAAUCGGCGUCAGACGUCCCGGUUGUUGACGCUCUCUCGUUACCUCGGUGACAUGUUCGCACAAUUCGCCGCCUUCGCACACCGACCGCCGCGGCCGGACGCACCUAAAUUGCUACGCACAGACACCAGUGGUACCCUGAGCGAGGCCACAUGGCGUCGACCGCAAGACCCUCCUGCCGACCCCGGUCGACUCCUCCGGGCCGCACUCGAUGGAUCCUCCCGCACUCGGGACGACCCGCGACUCGGCGCCGAACCUCUCGCCUUUACCACCCGGAAUCUCAGAGCCGCCGCCAUCCCCCGCAAACUGACCCAGGACGUCGAACACAUCACCGUCCACGAGCCCCACGCCCGUGCCUUCUCCGUAGGCUCCAUGGACGAUGUGUCCCGCGCCAUGUUCCGCGGCUCCAAUCGUGACCCACGACUCGACUUCCGCUCGCUCGACCAACGCUCAGUCGAUCAACGCUCAGUCGACCAACGCUCAGUGGCCGCAGACCAACGCUCGGUGGUCGCAGACCAACGGUCAGGCGACUUCCUCGAACCCGUAUUGCACGGCCCAACCGACAGCCGUCCACCCAUGGCCUGGAGCGUGACCCUGGCCCAGGGUAGCAUCGCCUUUAUGAGCGACGAUCUGCAGCUGCUUCGGGUCCUCGUCAGCCACCUCAACUGCGGCCAAGAGCCUACCUGCUGCCCUCCACGGGAUGCAGCCAGCGGCCAUGCGCCCGACAGCACCGACAGCCAAAACCCGCAUGAAAAAGCAGACGUGCAGGUGGUGGACGCGCAGGCUAGUCAACAAGCCGCGGGGCAGCAACUGGGCUGCGCCGACCGCUUCGACAGCUACGGACGACCCGUUAAACGCGUGCGGACCUUGAUCGCCUUGCAAGACCUUAUGCUCAUGACCAGCAGUCCCCUAGUUUCCGAUGACGGCAAUAUGAGUCCACUUCUCGCACCUCUAAACGAUGACGACCCGAUCCUCGUCUUCUCUUCAGUCCACGCAACCAAACUGAUUCCGCGCAGGACCAAGUCCGUAGGCAGGCGAAAGCGGCUCAUCUCCACUCUCAUGGGCCAUAACCGCGCGGGGGAGAAUCGAUUCUCCGGAGAAGGAGGCGGCAGGCACCAUCUCAUGGAAGGCAGACAUGUCAUGGACAGCAACAAACCAUUCAAGACCAUGGCAAGAGGGUGCAGCAGCUACGAUCGCCCUCUCUACAAGAGGCCAGUAUUCCCCCACAUUGAGGCCGAGUUGUGCGAAGGUCGCAGCGAACACUACUGUCAUUACGACUAUAUGGACAUCCGGAUCGCACCCGUAGAGCUGAGAAUGAGCCAGAAGCUCGUUAUUGAGAUCCACAACUAUUUUGUCGCGCCCUUGGGCGAGGAAGAAAGCGCUCCCAGUGGCGAUUUGCUGGAGAGUUUGAAAGCCGUCGAGCAACAGCUGCUUCAAACCACUCAAUUAGCGGAUGGCUCUAACAACCCGGCAAGCCAGUCACCCACUGCAGACUACGUCUCGCCCCAUAUUUCGCCGAUGGAGGUUGAAUCCUCCGAAAAGAGAACGAAUGGCGACCGAAAUCAAACGGUUCUGGCUGAACAGAUCAAAAUACACGCAAUCAAAAUGCUGCUCACCUACCAGGGAAUCAUCAACAUCAAAGACUGCCAGGUUGCCUUAAGCCCCUCCAUCCUUGUAAACGUCGAAGCCUCUAAUUUAUCAGGAAUCCUCAAUCGAAUCAGCUAUCAAAUAAUGGCGUAA